AGUGCAACAUUGUUACGUCUACAACACAAAUUUUGACACCUAAAGAUGUUAGAAAUUUUAUUUAUAGUAGUGAUUGUAGCAAUUUAUUACACGCGUAAACGUAAAUAUAAUAAAAGCCCCUACAAAGCAUUCUACAAUCUUCCCGGGCCAAUACGAUUGCCAAUAAUAGGAACGACCUAUUAUUUCCUCACAAAAAAAGUUUUAAACGUUGCAAUUGCUUAUAUGGAAAAUUACGGUCCAAGUUGUAUAGUGUAUAUUCCUCACAGGACGUACAUGACUUCAGUUCCUGAAGAACUGAAGAUAAUACUUAACCAUCCAAACGCGUUGGACAAAAGUAGAGAGUAUGACAAUUUAAUAAUGUUUAAAAAUACUUUACUAGUGGCGAAAACGAAUGAAUGGAGGAAAAAUAGAAAAUUGAUAAGUAAAGGUUUUAAUCAGGCGGUCCUGGACAUGUUUUUAGACACCUUUUAUAAAAAGAGCAUUUCGCUCAGCAAAAUACUACGUAAUGGAUCUUAUAACGAUUUGUAUUAUCUGUUUGAGAAGUUCACUUUGGACGUAUUUUUCGAGGCAACCAUUGGUAUAGAAUCGACGAUUCUCGAAGAUGAAAAAGAACAUAUGUUUGUUACUGCUGUAACAGACAUUCAAAAUAUAGCGUUUAAUCGAAUAGGUAAUCUUCUAAAAACCAGUAAUUUCUUAUUUUCAUUUUUUCCUGAAGCCAAAAAACUUACGGACAAAAUGAACGACGUAAAUAAUUUUAUUAGACAAGUAAUCAAGACAAAACGGGAACAAGCAAAUAAUGAAAGCUUUCAGGCGUCCGGCAAACUGCCCGUUAUGGAUUUACUUUUACAAAACUCAGAAAAGGAAAAUUUAACAGAUCAUUAUAUACGAAAAGAAAUAACAUUGUUUGCAGGAGCUGCUACUGAUACAACAGCGUACACCAUUGGCUUCACCUUGUGCUUGCUGGCAAUGCAUCCCAAAAUUCAGGAAAAAGUUUACGAUGAAAUAAUCGACGUCGUCGGUAACAAUGGAGCAAUAGAAUGCAACGAUCUUUCUAAACUGGUGUACACUGACAUGGCAAUUAAAGAGUCGCAAAGAAUUUUUCCAUCGGUCCCGUUAAUUGGAAGACAGGCAAAUGAUGAAAUUCGUUUAGGUGACAAGACCAUUCCUCCCAACACGGGCAUCGUUAUUUCCUUCUUUCACUUGCACAGAAACCCCGACAUUUAUCCAAACCCCCUAGAAUACAACCCCGAUCGUUUCUUACCGGAAGAAGUUGCCAAAAGACCUAAUUAUUCGUUCCUGCCGUUUUCCGGUGGCCCUAGAAAUUGCAUUGGUCUAAAAUACGCUUCCAUGCUUUUGAAAACUGUCAUUGCCACUGUUGUAAGAGAUUUCAAACUGGUAACAAAGUAUAAGUCCGUUAACGAAUUGGACUUGGAGUCCCACAUGGUGAUGAGAACCACUCAUCCACUCGACAUAACUUUUAUUCCUAGAGGUAAUUAAACUAUCGCUUUUAUAUAAAUAAACAGUUUAAAGAAUUAUUUAUAAAUUACCCCAGAAUUAAUUAUAUAUUAUUAAUGUCCACGAUAAAUUAUUGAAAUUUCUUUAUUAUAAAAAUCUGUAUGCAAUAAUAAUGGACAUGUAAUGUAAGAACGUGAAAUAAAUUUUUUUCAAUUGUC
Aethina tumida (small hive beetle) is the source of this 1673-nucleotide messenger RNA. Its product is annotated as cytochrome P450 4C1. NCBI's taxonomy places the organism in Eukaryota, Metazoa, Arthropoda, Insecta, Coleoptera, Nitidulidae. The coding region runs from base 46 to 1497 and encodes 483 amino acids. Gene Ontology annotation, molecular function: oxidoreductase activity, acting on paired donors, with incorporation or reduction of molecular oxygen; iron ion binding; monooxygenase activity. The transcript has 10 exons. The record is from RefSeq and is a predicted model, not a curated record.